This is a messenger RNA of Aspergillus pseudonomiae, 3170 nucleotides long. RefSeq lists its product as uncharacterized. The coding region runs from base 294 to 2777 and encodes 827 amino acids. The transcript has a single exon. The record is from RefSeq and is a predicted model, not a curated record. Lineage: Eukaryota; Fungi; Ascomycota; Eurotiomycetes; Eurotiales; Aspergillaceae.
ACUGGUUGCUAGGCAAACGAUCUCCAUCAGAGUCUCUUUACCUUAUACAAUAUCUACUCUCUAUAAAUGUGGUGCCACCGGACUUGGUGAGAUAAGUACGCGGAGAUCUACAUAUUUGGUUUGCUCUUGACCCGAUACGGGCACUAGAUUGGAGUAGUUAAGUUACUCAUGCAAGCUAAUCUGGUUUCACUACAAGUUUAAAUAUGCUUUAUUUGUGACGUGCCUUGUCUUGAGAUGCAUUUUGAUUUGCCCGGUGCAAUAGCUUCUUCUAUCACCGUGGCUCUGUCGUCAAAAUGAGCUCCGAGCGCACAUUUACUUCCUACGCGCGCGACCCCCGCUUGAACAGACCGCCCCCUAUAGGAGCAAACUCGCUAGACACGCCAUCGCGGAAGGCUUUUACAUCUCCCAGUGCUUCAAGGCAAUAUGAACCUCGGGCUGAUGUGUCUGGCGAUCAAUUCGUGCAACGGCUUUCCGAUUUGAUACAAGCCGCCGUAAAGACCGCUAGUCUCACAUCAGAGAAGGAAGCUAUACAGAAGAAGCAAAGCACCACUGAAGGUCUUCUGAAAAGAGCGAAAGCUCAGUCAAGCUUCCCUUCUACUACUGCUUUCUUCCAACAAACAUGGAACGAUGAAGGCGGUCAUAUGGCUCGUAUAGAUGGCGCACUGAAGGAGCACUUGUCGCGCUUUGAUCAGCUGGAGAAAGCAUUGAAAGCGAACUGGACGUCUUCUCUAAUCCCAGGACCCAGUUUAGUGGAGAAGUAUGAUCAACUGAAAGAAGAGAUCGAAACAACUAAGCAAGAUGCUAAGCGUUCGAAAGACGAGGCCUCCAGUCUUCGAGACCAAAACCGCUCUCUGGAGGACACGCUCAGGAGCCUCCAGGCGAGAAUGACUAUGCUGGAGAAAUCGCUCGAAAACCACGGAACGUCCUUGGAUAAGCAGACCAAAGACUACUCGUCUCGUCUUGAGGAAAUUUCGUUGGAAUUCGAGAAGCGCUGGGGAAGCACAUCAACCAAGGUGGAAGAAAGCAUAUUCAAAGUGGAAGAGAGCAUAUUGACCAAAGUGGAAGAGAGCAUAUCAACGAAGUUUCAAGCAGAGGUGGAUGAAUGGCAGAAGCAAAGAACAGCUUUGGGUACAGAACUGAAGUCCCUGCGGACGUGCCAGGAAAGUUUUUCAGCUGCUAUCGACAAAGUUGACCAAACGACCAAGGAGCAGCAACAGAAAAUAUCUGGUAUUGAGCCGCUGGGCCAAAGGUUAGACAUUCUUGAUACCCGUCUUGGCUCUGUUGAAUCUACGAGGACGGCGCCUCCAGCAUCCAUGGCGACAAAUGAACCAAAUGGGGAUAAAGUUUCUGCAUCCUACCUACAAUCUAAAGUUGAGAGCCUCGAAAACAUACUUAAUCAACUGCAAGGUUUGCAGGAGAUGAAGGAUGACUUGCACUUUUCGGAAGUGGAAGAUCUGAAAAAGUCACUAGUGCAAGCAUCUGAAGAACUAGUGGGCGUGAAGAACAACUGCAACAUGCUAUCAGACGAGGUGAAGACCUUGCGUGAAUCAAAUCCAGCCGCUGCCCUACAACGAAUUGCCAAUUUAUCAGGUUCAUUGCAAAAUACACAGCAGGUAGUGGAGACUGUUAGGGUGGGCUUACAUUCUCUGGAAACCAGAUACAACUCUCUCACUACCGAGCCGUUGGCGAGGAACAUGGUCGCUGCGUUGCAGGAGAUGUACCCCUCUGCAAGCCAAUUACUGGAGCAAUAUUCUGGGUUAAAAACGGCAGUUGAUAACCUCUGUCAAAGCCAAAAUACUUUCGUCAGGCAGACCCAGCAGGAAGCAGCUCUACGCCUGGAUGAGCUAAACAAGCUGAAAAACGACCAUGCCAGUCUCUCACAAUCUCUUGCACCUCUUUGGGAGCGGUACGGGCAGCAAAAUAGGCAAGGUCAGCCACCAAGCCAAAAUGACAUUCGCAAACUAGAAGUUGAUCUCCAUACUUUAUCUUCAAAGUUUGAGGAGUUCACAUCCACAUAUGACUCCCAAUUCAGGUCGCGGGAGCAGUCUGAUGACCAUUUCAGGGAACGUUUACGUGACGAGCGUAGCGAGUUCGAUAGCCGUCUGAGUCAAGUGGCUAGCAGUCUGGAGAGGUUGGCCAAUGAUGUUGAAGUAGUGAAUUCUGUCAAUACCAGCAGUCUUGCAAAAGUUGAAAUGCAUGCUAGUGACAUUAAGUCAUUGCAAGAUGACCUUCAUGAACUCAAGGAAGCCACAUCCGACCGACACCAAGCAUUUCUUGAUCAACUCAGCGAAAUCACGAAAGUGCACAGUGCACAUGAUACUAACAUUUCGUCACUUCUUGACCAGAUCAGUGAAGUUGAGCGGUCAGAAAAGCUUCGCCAUAAAGAGCUGCAUGAACAGUUAGAUGAGCUUAAGAAAGCUGUGGAAGCAAAGGAGUUCCAUCCUCGAGCAGUGUCCCCAAUUAUCGUCGAGGAUCAGGUCCCAAACCCUACAGAUGAUAGUCCUGCUGAUACAGAAGAGGCGGCAAGGAUUCUGAAUGUGGCUGAAACUAAUCCUACGCUCGCAUUGCGGGAAAAGAAGAAGAAGAAGAAAAAGAGACCACGUCCUUCGGGUUUGUCGGAGGAUGAAAAAACUCCAAUAAUUGCUCGACAAGAAUCUCCCAGAUCGCUCUCGUCUGGAGCAUCUCCGCUUGAACAAGGGGAGCCCACCGAGAACAGACGACCGAAGAAGAAGAAAAAACGCAAAAUGGUAUCCACUGAACCGAUACUCCUCGACUAAGCGAGCACACAACUUGUGUUUGUCAACUCAUUGGUUAGAAAGUUAGUUAUAUUAUAACCCCGUUGGUGUCAGGUAUGGGUUGUGGAGGGAAACCUACGGAGUUGAAGGCGCAACAAUAGCAUGUCUGCCAUAAGUGUAAUCUCACUGGCCCAUAAAUGUCUAUCGGCACUGAACAUUGUGCGAACAUUUUCAAUACUUAUUUACAAGACGCGAGGCGCGUGACGACACCGGCACUUAAUUACGAUGGUGACGGGAUCAAGUUUCAUGGAUUGCGAAUACCGCUGGAUACCUGUUGCUGAGGUCGAUCUUUGUUUCUUUUUUUCAUCAGUUGGAUGGAUUAUUUAAUUUCUUGACGAUUUUUCAUUCUUCGGCUCUAGAUGGGUACGGAGGCCG